AUGCAGAGCUGUUGGAACGUUCUUGGCCGUGCCUCCGUCAUGUCUCUGGCGUCACUGACCUCCGUUGAAGCUCCUCCUGAACCCCCUUGCCCUCCUGACCCACCAGACCCCGAAUCCCCUCUCACCCAAACAGCUUUCCCUCCCCUAAAGAACUCAAACCCCCACCAAAAACUAAAGUCCAAAUCCCUUAACCCGCGCUUCCUUUCUUCCCCUCCCAUCACUGCUGCAUCUACUUUAAACCCAGCUGUUAACCUUUCUUCUCCUGAUACCUCCAUGGUUGAUUCAAAAGCUACUACCUCGAAACCUACUUUUGGAUCUAAAAUUACUGUAGAUGGACCUGAGGCUACAGUCAGAUCUGGUUCUGGAUCUGCUCUUAAUACUCAACCACAACAAAAAACUAACCCUUUGUUGAUAGAUUCAUCAGUCACCAAUCGGGUAGAGUACUCUGUUUCUUCUCCCAAAGGAAACGCUCCACCAAAAACACCAUCUCCUUCCAAUACUCACCCUACUCAACCCCACCGUCAAAUGCCUGCUCCCACAUUGGUGGAGAGACUCCGCGCUAAAGAAAAUAAAACUCUGCAGCGAUUAGCCCCAAUAUCCUUAUCAGAAACUGGUAGACCUAGAGUGCUUAUUCCAGAUGCAGUGUUCCAUAAAGGUGCUGAGAUGCAUAAGGAUUUCAUCAUCUGUUAUUUUAAUGGAAGACCCCCUCCUUUUGCUCAAAUCCAAAGCGUCCUAAACCAUAUGUCUGUUCUUGUGAGAAUUUCUAGUGAUUACCUUAGAGAAAAGAUUCUUGAGAAAAGCAUAUGGUAUGUGGGUGAUUCCAUGUUCCAUACAGCCCUCUGGUCCUCAGCUCAUUCCUCCUCUACUCCGCCACUUAAAGCCAUACAAAUUUGGGCCCAUCUUACUGGUGUUCCGCUUGACUUGCGCCACACUGAGGGUCUAAGUCUGGUUGCAGGUUUGGUUGGUCACCCGAAAGAAACAGAUGACUUUACCCUGAAUCUUGUCAGCCUCACCCUAUCUCAUGUAAAAGUGGAAGUUGAUCUCACUGAACCUCUUCCCAGCGUUGUUGAGUUUGAAAGGGAAAGUGGAGAAGUCGUUGAGGUGCAAGUAGUCUACCCUUGGGUCCCUCCCACUUGUUCUCACUGCAAAGAACUGGGACACAUAGUUAGAAACUGUCUCACAUAUAUUCCACCCCCAAAAGACAAUGCAAAGAAAGUGCCUGCACCGAAGAAAAGCUCUCAACCUGCUGUUGUAGGACCCUCCCCUGUCCCUGCACCGACUAUUGUUAAGGACACUGUCCCAAUACCAUCACCUCCUCCUCCCCCUCUUUCACCCAGUAACCUCCCUACUCCAGAUAAUUCUCUUCCAUCCACACCACAAAAAACUCUAUCCUUCACUUUUGGAACCACCACUACAGAGAUCUUAAACCCUUCCCUUAGAGAUGCAAAUAUCACCCUUCCCUCUUCUGAGCAAAUAGUCACUCCGCAGAAAGUUCAGAAAAACAAACAAACUCAUCUCAAAAACUCUUUUGGUCCCCUUUCAAACCUCCCCCCUUUUGAUCCCUCUCCCUUCACUCCCUCUGAAAAACCUUCGAGGCCUUCCCUCAAACGAUCCAGAUCGUCUCCUACGCUGUCUCCCCCCUUCCCAGCAAAAGUCCCAGCCAUCACUUACAAAAAUCCUGAAGUAUCCUCCUCUUCUCAAGGAACUUUAGUUGAAACCACUUCAUUUUUAGCUUUAGUUUUAAACCCACCAAACUCAUCCCCACCAAAUUCAAACCUUUUCUCUGUUGAUCCUAAGGGUUCUCUCCAGCCUCUGGGAGACCCUCUUCUUCCUUCCCAAUGA
Brassica napus (rape) is the source of this 1842-nucleotide messenger RNA. Its product is annotated as proline-rich protein 36-like. The record is from RefSeq and is a predicted model, not a curated record. The coding region runs from base 1 to 1842 and encodes 613 amino acids. NCBI's taxonomy places the organism in Eukaryota, Viridiplantae, Streptophyta, Magnoliopsida, Brassicales, Brassicaceae. The transcript is spliced from 2 exons.